Sclerotinia borealis F-4128 is the source of this 348-nucleotide messenger RNA. The record is from the annotation of a GenBank genome assembly. Lineage: Eukaryota; Fungi; Ascomycota; Leotiomycetes; Helotiales; Sclerotiniaceae.
AUGGUUCAAACACCCACCCAGCGCAAAGCCAACCUCAAGUUCGCCGCGGUAAACGAGAGCAAGCAAGGCAAAUCAGAAGCUCAAUUACAGAAGAAGGAGCUGAAGAAACAAAAGAGUCCUAUUGAGAUUGAGGGAGGAGAAGGAGAAGGAGAUAGUGAGGGGAAAGAGAAAUGGCAGAUACAUCAUGUACUUGCAACCGAACAAGACACAGAAAAGGGGAAAGAUCAUUCACCUACCUGGGUGUAUAGGAGGGGGGGGAAGCGAAAAAGGCAGAUCGACACAAUCAUGACCGACAGGAAUGGCUUUUCACAGUGCAAUGCAAUGCGACGCUCAACCAAGGAGAACUAG